This is a messenger RNA of Kickxella alabastrina, 802 nucleotides long. RefSeq names its product ubiquitin-conjugating enzyme/RWD-like protein. Bases 140 to 655 code for a protein of 171 amino acids. Gene Ontology annotation, biological process: ubiquitin-dependent protein catabolic process; protein polyubiquitination. Gene Ontology annotation, molecular function: ubiquitin conjugating enzyme activity. The record is from RefSeq and is a predicted model, not a curated record. The transcript is spliced from 3 exons. NCBI's taxonomy places the organism in Eukaryota, Fungi, Kickxellomycota, Kickxellomycetes, Kickxellales, Kickxellaceae.
UUAAACUCGUGAGCACAAUACCCAGGUUGACAUUUUUUGCUUCUAGCUUCUCGCUUCUCACCCCUUUUCAUAUUUGCACUUUUUUGUUUUUUAUUGAAUUCGCAUUUUCUCAUACGCUAAUCUCAUCUGUUUUUAAAUCAUGGAAGACUCGGCCAGCAUAAGGGCGGCCUCUAUCAAACUUCGCAAGGAACUCAAAGAGCUUUCGAAUGCCUCCAACCCUGCAUUCUCAGUCGGCCUGGUGGACGAAGACAAUCUAUUCGAGUGGAACGUCACUCUGUUCGGGCCACCGGACACGCACUACGAAGGCGGGAUCUUCAAAGCAGUUAUGAAGUUCCCCAAGAACUACCCGUUCGAGCCACCCACGUUGCGCUUUACCUCUGAAAUGUGGCAUCCCAACGUGUACGACGACGGGCGUGUGUGCAUUUCGAUUUUGCAUCGGGCUGAGGUUGAUCUCAGCGGAUACGAGGAUCUGGGGGAGCGCUGGAGCCCCGCACAGACUGUUGAAACCAUACUUAUCAGCGUCAUUGCUAUGCUGAGCAGCCCGAACGAUGAGUCACCGGCAAAUAUUGAUGCUGCGAAGAUGUGGCGUGAAAACAAGCCUGCGUACAGAAGGAAGGUCCAGCGGUGUGUGGAGAGGUCGAUGGAGGAUUGGUGAAAGCUUUGAGAGAGAGAGAGAGGCAUAAGUGUGAAAUGCUUCUUAUUCAUUUUUUAGCGGUGGUCGUGUGGUUCCGAGUGCGAAUGAAACCACACAGCGGCCUCACUAUUCACUAUUCACUAUUCACUUUUCACUUUCCACUUUCCA